AGAUCCCGAUAGGCACAGACGCUAGGGGGCUAUCAAGGCCACUUGAAUAUCGCCAUACCACUUGGUCGUGGGCUUGACCACACCUAUAAGAACUCUGUAUACUUCCGAUGCAUUUGUCUCAACCAGCACAUCCCGUCUCCGCAUCAAUCGAUAUAACCCACGACUUUAGUCGAUAGAGGUAUUGUCUGCACAUCAUGCCAGCCUACGAGACAGGAAAAUCGGAUCAGAACUCUUCUGAAAAGAAGGAUCUGGCAGCUGCACCAUAUGAUGACAGCACUAAAGUCGGAGUCGUCGAGGAAAGAGGAGAGGUCUUCGAUCAAGCUGAGUAUCGAGCUCUAGGAUGGAUCCGUACUAGUAUCAUUCUUACGAAGCUCUGCUUUGCCACUGGUGUCCUAGCCAUCCCCUCCGCUUUCAGCGUUGUAGGUUAUGGGCCGGGAGUUAUUCUCCUUCUAUGCUGGAGCGCCUUGACGACUUAUUAUGCCUACGUCAUGUACGUAUUCCGGAUGCGAUAUCCUGGCGUUCACAACAUCGCGGACGCUGCUGGGGUUAUUGGUGGCCCGAUCGCGCGGGAAGUGGCCGGAGCCCUCUUUCUCCUGACUUGGGUACUGGCUUCCGGAUCAGGGUUUAUAGGCCUUUCACAGGGCUUCAAGGUUCUCUCUAGCCAUCAUGUCUGCACUGUAGUCUGGACCUUGGUUGCUGCAUUAUGCACUGCAUUCUGUGCAAGCAUUCAAACGCUUGGAAGACUUGCUAUUCUGACGUGGAUCGGAUUUGCAUCUAUCUUCACGGCUGUGUUCAUUGUCGUUGUCGGUGUCACACAAGUAGAUAGACCCGCGGCUGCACCUCAAGAGGGCUCAUUUAGCAUGGAAGUUUUCGCCGUCGGAUCCCCGGGAGUCGUCGCCGGCCUUGUCGCAGCGAUUAACUUGUUUGCUGGCUACGGAUCCACUCCUACCUUCAUGCCCGUGAUUGCGGAGAUGAGGAGUCCAAGUUCGUUCACAAAAGCCUUAUUCUUGUCUCAAGGAUUUUUGGUCACUUGUUACAUUUCAUUUGGUGUGGUUGUUUACCUAUACUGCGGUCAAUACGUUGCGAGUCCGUCAUUGGGCAGUGCAGGUGGCCUUUUGGAGAAGAUCGCCUACGGUAUUUCGAUCCCUGGGUUCAUUAUGACAACCACCCUCUGGGUUCAUCUUGCAGCCAAGUUUCUACUUGUUCGAAUCCUUCGAGACUCCGUGCAUCUACAGGAUCACAGUGUAACGCAUUGGGUGACUUGGCUUGCAUCCACCAUUGGCAUAAGCGCAUUGGCAUUCGUUGUUGCAGGGGCAAUCCCUUUCUUCAGCUAUCUCAUUGGUCUCAUCGGCUCGCUCUGCUGCGCUCCUACAUGCCUUAUCAUUCCUGCGUUGAUGGGUCUUUACAUGGACUGGGAAUAUCGUGGAACUACUCAUGUGAUGACCAUCAGAUGCGCCUUCCACAUCUUCACUGUAAUCCUGGGUUCAUUUAUUACUGUCUCUGGCACUUACACGACGGUUCAAAGCAUUAUCAAUGCCUACGCUUCAGGUCUCGUCGGGCAAGCAUUUUCUUGCUAAUAUGGGUCCUGUUUUGAUUUAACGUUCCUCCA
Molecule: messenger RNA, 1609 nt
Organism: Truncatella angustata
Lineage: Eukaryota; Fungi; Ascomycota; Sordariomycetes; Amphisphaeriales; Sporocadaceae
Product: transmembrane amino acid transporter protein-domain-containing protein
Exons: 10
Coding region: 195-1577 (460 amino acids)
Biological process (GO): amino acid transmembrane transport
Cellular component (GO): vacuolar membrane
Molecular function (GO): amino acid transmembrane transporter activity
Source: RefSeq, a predicted model, not a curated record